AUGGGUGCGCCAUUACAUCUUUUGUCUGGGUUGACGUGCCUUAUUGAUCUCUCACAGUUCGAUCUUUGCGAUUCCAGACGGCACUUUGCCAACAUUGUGCCCCCUCGAGCAGCAUCUUGUCCGACCCUUCUUAAUGCUAUCUUCGCCUUAUCCUCCAGACAUCUCAGCCUCAACGCACAAUAUGACCCUUACGCCUCCGAUCGGUACCAUCAAGCAUGUCUCAGGCACUUGGCAACAAUCUCAAACGACUCCUCCGCCCUGAACGACGACAAUCUACUGGCAGCGACUAUUCUUCUACGCACUCUCGAGGAACUCGACGUGCCCCUUAUAGGCACUGAUCACGAAGGUCAUCUGUUAGGAAUACAGCUAUUUAUGAACACUUGUGACUCUACAACGACCCCGAGCAGCCUUCGUUUAGCCUCGUUCUGGAUUGGCAUGAGGCAAGAGGUAACGAUGAGCUUUGCGAGUCAACGGCCUGUAAAAAUCAGGCUCGACCACGGAUUCAUGGACCGGUCCCUCUCUGAAGCCGAUGAUGAUACAUGGGCAAACCGCAUUAUUGUCCACAGCGCAGAUGUCAUAAAUUACUGCUUUGGAAAUAACGGUCCAAACAGACACCACUAUCAAAAACUAGUUGACUAUGACCAAGCUUGGCUACGAGCCCGGCCGGUGUCCUGGCUGCCUGUUGCCUAUAGUGCUUCUGACGAGGCCUUGGGCGAGGCUUUUCCACACAUCAUUUAUCUAAACCACGCCGUCGUUAUAGGCCAAGUCCAUAGCAUAUUUGCUCGUAUUCUCCUCAUGUGCCAUGAUGACCGAGUACCACGAAUUGGACCAUCGGCUCAGCUAGCUCGGAAGCAAAUCGACGACGAUAUCCGGACCCAAAUCCGAGAACUUUGCGGGAUAGCUCUCUCAAAUCCCUCCACAAGACCCGCCACCUUCACAGCCUGCAUGGGAGUGACGGCGUGUGGCGAUCGAUUCACCGAGAGACGGGAACAAGAAGCGUUACUGGAUGUAUUGAUGCUGACCCAGAAUACUCAUUCGUGGCCCACUGCAUCAGCACAAGACCAUUUAAAGAGAGCAUGGGGCUGGGUGGAUUCUUGA
Molecule: messenger RNA, 1098 nt
Organism: Fusarium verticillioides 7600
Lineage: Eukaryota; Fungi; Ascomycota; Sordariomycetes; Hypocreales; Nectriaceae
Exons: 3
Coding region: 1-1098 (365 amino acids)
Biological process (GO): positive regulation of transcription by RNA polymerase II
Cellular component (GO): nucleus
Molecular function (GO): DNA-binding transcription factor activity; transcription cis-regulatory region binding
Source: RefSeq, a predicted model, not a curated record